AUGAUCCGGACAGAGCUAUCAAGGACUCUCAGACGCGCCUUCUCGCAGGCAGUGGUGCGCAGGAGAGAGCUGCUGCCCACAACGUCAUCCCCGAUAGUCACAACGCUCGACUUCUUCAACUCAGUCGCCGGAAAGGACAAGCAGAUCCCCACGUACCGUCUUCUGGAUGGCAUAGGCCAACCACUUGAGGGUGCUGUCCUCCCAGAGAUUGACGAGCCGUUUGCACGACGCCUCUACGAACAAAUGCAACUCUUGCCAACGUUGGACAAUGUUCUCUACAACGUCCAGCGCCAGGGCAAGAUCUCUUUCUACAUGACCGCUCAUGGAGAGGAAGCAACUAUCAUCGGAUCUGCCGCUGCUCUGGAAAACGAUGAUGAAGUAUUAGGUCAAUACCGUGAAAUGGGAGUUCUACUCUGGCGAGGCUUCUCCUUGGAUCAAGUAAUGGCCCAAUGCUUUGGAAAUCAAGAAGACACGUCAGGCAAAGGCCGCCAAAUGCCCGUCCACUUUGGGUCACCGGAACAUCACUUCCACACUAUCUCCUCUCCCCUUGCCACACAGAUACCUCAGGCAGCAGGAGUCGCGUAUGCUCUCAAACGAACGCCUAGUCGAAAGUCAAGGUCGAUCGCUGCCUGUUAUUUCGGCGAAGGCGCUGCUUCUGAGGGCGACUUUCAUGCCGGACUUAUGCUAGCUUCGGCCAUUCCAUCCCCUACACUAUUCAUAGCGCGAAAUAACGGGUUCGCGAUCAGCACUCCCAGCACGGAACAGUACAAUGGCGACGGGAUCGCCAGCAGAGGUCCUGGUUACGGUAUUGACACAGUGCGCGUGGAUGGGAAUGACAUCCUUGCGGUUAUUAGUGCCGUAAGGGAAGCAAGGAGAAGAUGUCUCGAGCAAGGACGUGCAGUCCUCCUCGAAGCCAUGUCAUAUCGAGUUGGCCAUCACUCGACCUCGGAUGAUUCCUUCGCAUACCGCGCCCGAGCAGAAGUCGAGGACAGGAAACGGAUCGACAACCCCAUCACGCGUUUCCGCCUCUUCAUGGAGUCCCGCGGGUGGUGGAACGCGGACGCAGAGACGGAGCUCAAAGCACGCCUCAGAGAUGACGUGAUGAAAGCCUUCAAGCGAGCCGAAGGGCUGAAGCGGUGCGAGCUCGGAGAGCUUUUCACCGACGUAUAUGGAGGCCCGGAGCCCUGGAACAUCCGGGAGCAGAGGGAAGAACUGACGGGUCUCCUCAAGAAGUAUGGCAGCAUUUGGGAGCCAUGGCGAAAUGAAUUGGGCAAGUUUAAAAAUAAGGGACAGGACCUUUUGGGACCCAAGUAG
Molecule: messenger RNA, 1314 nt
Organism: Cyclocybe aegerita
Lineage: Eukaryota; Fungi; Basidiomycota; Agaricomycetes; Agaricales; Hemipholiotaceae
Source: the annotation of a GenBank genome assembly